CCCUCAUUCUCUCUCUCUCGCUCUCUCUCUCUCUCUAGCUCUCUCUCUUUCCCUGGAGGCGAGAUUUGCGGGAGGAAAAAAAAUCAACGACGCCUUGAUGCUCGACUCAGAGAACUGGCUGCACUUUAAUGCACUUUUACGCAGAACGAAGUUUAAAAAUCCCAAAGAAAUCGUUUGGGAUGUUACCUCUAACGUGAACUGUCGCUAAAGUUCGGUACUUUUGUCGCUGAGAUCAUGUAAUUCACAUGAAAAUCUGACGGCAGAGUCGUCCUGGAUUCGAUUAAGGGGACGAGCGUGACCGAAGGACUCUGUUGGGAUUCCCAUUUUAAAUUCUGCAUUCACCCCCGUGAGAAAACUAAGAGGAAUGCUUCACGAUGACGACCGGACAAAACCUGGAUUUAAUAGCAGCAGAUAAAGACCCUCACGCCGCCGCCACCGCCGCCGCCGCCGCCGCCACCGCCGUCUCCAGCUGGAUUUCUAUCUGACCCUAAGCUUUAUUUGCAUCCAGCCCUGGAAUUCAGCCUGAUGUGCUGAUCUUGCUAUUUACCUCGCUCACAGAGUCAUCCUGAUGACAAUAGUUGGAAGGAAAGAAUGCAGGACCGUAGAUGAGCUAACUCACUGAAUAUAAUGGCAUUAUUUUCCAUUAGAAUCUGCCUGGCUCGUGGUCAUCAAAGGAGCAUGUUUUAAAGCUGAAGUUGAAAGACAUCUUUGGAAAAGACGGUCCGUCUUCAUUCAGCUUCCUGGUUAGCAGUAUUGAAAAGGAGGCGCCCAUUAAAGCAUUUGAAAGAUAGGAGGGUUAGAACUGGAGGUGGAGUUGCCAGCUGCCUGCUGGCUGGAGAUGAGAUAAGAGCAUUGGUGGGAGAGAAACCAAGCGCCUGUCUGACAGGAGCGGAAUACAAAUUACCGUUUGCCUCUCCGGUCGUUGCACCGCCGUGGUGAAUCAAUACUGAAGAAUUGGCGAGGACAAAUUGGCGGGCUCUGAUUACAGGAGCAUUAUCCGAAAUGAUAGACGUCGGCUCGUAUGAGUGACCGUUUCAAGGACCAUCAUGGAGGGAAGAUGCUGCAGGAGAGAGAAGCUGAAACCAGCUCUGCUCCGCAGGCUUCCUUGCGUGAACUUGUGAUGCCUGUUCUGACGUCCAGCAUGGCUCUUAACUGAAGGUCAAAGAUGGAAGUUGACAACAGCUCCCUUGACUACUUCUCCAGCAACCUCACAGAACUUCCAGAUUCCACCUCCGAGCCUCCAUGGAGUGAAGAAGCCCUCCUUGUUUUCAAGAUCUCCCUGUCCGUGUUGUUAGCGCUCAUCACUCUGGCUACCACGCUUUCAAACGGCUUUGUCAUCGCCACCAUCUUCAUGACUAGGAAGCUUCACACUCCCGCCAACUUCCUGAUCGGCUCGUUGGCCGUCACGGACCUCCUGGUGUCCAUCAUGGUCAUGCCUGUUAGUAUCCUCUAUACCGUCAGUAAGACCUGGUCGCUGGGGCAGAUAGUGUGUGACAUCUGGUUGUCAUCUGACAUCACCUUCUGCACCGCCUCCAUCCUGCAUCUGUGUGUGAUUGCUUUGGAUCGCUACUGGGCGAUCACCGACGCCCUGGAGUACUCCAAGCGUCGCACCAUGCGGCGGGCAGCUCUCAUGGUGACAGUCGUGUGGGUGAUCUCUAUUUCCAUUUCCAUCCCGCCGCUUUUCUGGCGUCAGGCAAAAGCCCACGAGGAGCUAACAGAGUGCGUGGUGAAUACAGAUCAGCUCUCUUACUCGCUCUACUCCACCUUUGGCGCCUUCUAUGUUCCCACCAUCCUCCUGCUCAUCCUCUACGGGCGGAUCUACGUCGCCGCUCGCUCUCGCAUCAUGAAGCUGCCGUCGUCCUCUGGGAAGCGCUUCACCACGGCGCAGCUCAUCCAGACGUCAGCAGCCUCCUCCCUCUGUUCUCUGAACUCAUCCUCUAACCAGGAGGCUCACUUCCACUCUGGGACGGUGGAGGUCGGAGGAGGGUCUCCUCUCUUCAUCAACAGUGUGAAAGUGAAGCUCGCAGACAGCGUCCUGGAGAGGAAACGCUUGUGCGCCGCCCGAGAGAGGAAAGCCACCAAGACUCUGGGCAUCAUCCUCGGCGCCUUCAUCGUGUGCUGGCUCCCGUUCUUCGUCGGCACACUUGUCAUGGUCACGUGUAAAGAGUGCUGGUUCGAUCCUGUGCUGUUCGAUUUGUUCACCUGGUUAGGAUACCUCAACUCCCUCAUCAACCCCAUCAUCUACACCUGCUUUAACGACGACUUUAAGCGGGCUUUCCAAAAACUCAUCAAGUGUAGACGAUUCACCUGAGAAGGUCGCGGACGGCGCCGACAAACCUCAGCAGGGAAACCCAGAAGGAGACUGCAGGAAGUUAUUAUAAAGUGUAAUUCCAUCGCUCAUGUGCUUUCUUCCAUGGAGUAUCUUCUGUAUUGCCCUGAAAAAGACGUAGACAUGCAUGCUAAAAAUAGAGAGGCAAUUUCUUCCCAGAAUUAUAGAAGUCAUUUACACAACGAGAAGAUAAUGAGCGAGGUCUGUGUCGUUAAACGGAGAUAACAAUGUUUAGAUUAUCGUCAGAGACUGGUGGAACCGCGUCGGGAAGGCGAACUCGGAGGGACUGGAUGUGAUCCAGUGGAAUUGAAAAGCCAUGAAAUGUGUUUUGUCUCAGUGUUUGUAUGCUGCUGCUCCAUAUGUUCCUGUGGUACAGUAAAGCCCUUGGAAAGCAAACACAGCUAAUUUGUCUCUGUAUAUGCAAUUGCAUGUGUGUGUGUGUGGGGGAGUUGAGUGUGGACCUAUAAAAGUCAGGAAGGGGUUGUCAAGGGUUUGGCAUUAAUACACCCGCCUCUUCUGCCCCACAAUUCUCCCGUCGAGAGGCUUAUCCUAUCAUUAUAGACUGAAAUGGAAACACAGUAUCUCCCCGAACCCUUGAGCGUC
Messenger RNA from Synchiropus splendidus (mandarinfish), 2932 nucleotides. RefSeq names its product 5-hydroxytryptamine (serotonin) receptor 1D, G protein-coupled (gene htr1d). Gene Ontology annotation, molecular function: neurotransmitter receptor activity; G protein-coupled serotonin receptor activity. The record is from RefSeq and is a predicted model, not a curated record. Bases 1166 to 2311 code for a protein of 381 amino acids. Gene Ontology annotation, cellular component: dendrite; plasma membrane. Gene Ontology annotation, biological process: vasoconstriction; regulation of behavior; chemical synaptic transmission. NCBI's taxonomy places the organism in Eukaryota, Metazoa, Chordata, Actinopteri, Syngnathiformes, Callionymidae. The transcript has 2 exons.